AUUUGUUAUGCAUAAGCAGCCUUUUAAAUAGUCGUGGUUCUCGCUAAAUGGUCUCGAUUCUUCCGUCGUUCUUCAUGGUGGAACCUGGCCGACGCGCAGUCCAAAAAACUCAAUGACAAUCGUACCGAAAUAUCGCCAAAGUGGCACUGAGUUGCAGGUCCACAUCCCAUCUUUCGGGGUAAUCGACAAAGGUGUGGACCUAAAGUGGAAUAUUCUAUCAGGUGAUUUUUCCCCGCGAUUCGACAGAACUCGUACGGAGUGUAGGGCUAGGGCUUGGCUGGACUUGGCAUGGACUAUAAGUAUUCAGGCUAUUCUGUUCAAUUCCUUCCGGCCAAGUCAAGUUAAUUCUUUGAUCAAGACUGGACGAUGAAGACUUCGAUUGUUUCGGCUGCUGCCACGGCUUUGCUGUUUGGCAAUGCACAAGCUGGAUGGACUAAUGUUAGCGAAGUACCUUUGUAUGGCCUCAGUGAACCCGUCUAUCCAACUCAUAUUUCAACUCUCAAUUGCACUUUAAACGGCCGCUAAUCGAGUUAUAGCACAAGGACUGGGUAGAACUUCGCCAAAAUGGGCCGCAGCUUACGAAAAGGCACAUGCCUUCGUCGCUCAACUAACACUUGAGGAAAAGGUCAAUAUUACCAUGGGAUUUGAAGACGAUGUUUGCAUAGGAAACACUGGUUCAAUUCCACGACUUGGAUUCAAGGGUCUUUGUUUAGAAGAUGCUCCUGCCGGUAUCCGUGGUCCGGAUUUCGUCUCUGCCUUUCCAGCUGGGAUGCAUCUCGCUCAGACCUGGGAUAAGAAGUGGAUGUACGAGUAUGGAAAGGCACUGGGUGAAGAGUACUAUGGUAAGGGUGUCAAUGUUGCACUCGGCCCAGUUGGUGGUCCCAUGGGUAGAAUUGCACGAGGAGGAAGAAAUUGGGAGGGUCCUGGCGCGGAUCCAUACCUCACGGGCAUUCAGAUGGAAGAGAUAGUUAAAGGAAUGCAAGGUGUGGGUGUUAUUGCUUGCUCCAAGGUACGUCAUAACAGUCCCUGUUAA
Messenger RNA from Hymenoscyphus albidus, 1033 nucleotides. NCBI's taxonomy places the organism in Eukaryota, Fungi, Ascomycota, Leotiomycetes, Helotiales, Helotiaceae. The record is from the annotation of a GenBank genome assembly.